This is a messenger RNA of Pyricularia oryzae 70-15, 1046 nucleotides long. Its product is annotated as mannose-P-dolichol utilization defect 1 protein. The transcript is spliced from 2 exons. The coding region runs from base 89 to 901 and encodes 270 amino acids. NCBI's taxonomy places the organism in Eukaryota, Fungi, Ascomycota, Sordariomycetes, Magnaporthales, Pyriculariaceae. The record is from RefSeq and is a predicted model, not a curated record.
GAGAUGGACUAACUUCCACCUUCUCGCUCUCACAACAAAGACACAAUCAGCCUUUUGGUAAAAAGUCAGCCAUUGAAUCAAACUCGCCAUGGAUGCGAUUCGCUCUCUCGUACAGCCGAUUACACACAAGCUACCCCCGCCAAUCCGCGACCUCGGUGAAUCCAUCAUUGGUCCAGUGUGUUACAAGACACUUCUUCUCGAUGUCGACCCAUCCGACACUACGUGUGUCAAGCUCGCCGUAUCAAAAGGCCUGGGCAUUGGUAUAAUUGCGGCAUCAUCGAUCGUGAAGGUACCCCAGAUUAUCAAGCUGGUCAACUCAAAGUCGGCGUCGGGCGUAUCCUUUCUAUCUUAUCUCCUCGAGACCUCGGCAUAUCUUAUCGGUUUGGCAUACAACUUUCGCAGUGGCUUCCCCUUCAGCACGUAUGGCGAAACGGCCCUGAUUUUGGUGCAAAACGUCGUGAUCUCGCUGCUGGUGCUCAACUACAGCGGCAGGCAGGGCGUGGCUGCGCUCUUGGUUGCCGCAUUGGCGAGCUCGGCUGCGACGUUGUUCAGUGAGGCUAUGGUGGACAUGAAGACCAUGGGCUAUCUCCAGGCCGGUGCAGGUGUGUUGGGGGUUGCGAGCAAGGUGCCCCAGAUUGUGGCCAUCUGGCAGCAGGGAGGUACGGGACAGUUGAGCGCGUUUGCCGUCUUCAACUACCUUGCCGGUUCGCUGUCCCGCAUAUUCACAACUCUUCAGGAGGUCGAUGAUCAGUUGAUCCUGUACGGAUUCGUCGCUGGCUUUGUGCUAAACCUGGUCCUUGCUGUCCAGAUGGUGGUUUAUUGGAGUGCGCCCGCACCUGGAAACUCCCAGGCCACUGCAAAGAAGAACAAGAAGAAGUCGCAGGCCAAGAAGACAAACUAGGGCGGCCAUCGUGAGACAAUCGUCUUUUCCUGACUGUAAUAGAGUGCGCGACCAGGGAUAAUACUUAUCUACUUGCUAUAAUACUGCACUCAACCUAAUACCACAAACAUUAGAUUACGAAACAAACUAAUUCUUAUCUUCCAAA